This is a messenger RNA of Bipolaris sorokiniana ND90Pr, 2698 nucleotides long. RefSeq lists its product as uncharacterized. The record is from RefSeq and is a predicted model, not a curated record. NCBI's taxonomy places the organism in Eukaryota, Fungi, Ascomycota, Dothideomycetes, Pleosporales, Pleosporaceae. The coding region runs from base 14 to 2437 and encodes 807 amino acids. The transcript has a single exon.
UACAUACUCACCCAUGCAGACCGGCGUAAAACAGCAAAUGAGCUCCGCAAAUCUGCCAAUCGGGAACGAUCUGUCCUCGAUAAAUACCUUCCCCCGGUUUUGCGAAGCAUGCCUCAGCUUUGAUGAUGAGCUCUCACGCAUCGAGACGCUGCUUGAGAAACCUGAGCCGCAGGCCAAGAGCUCCAGUACCGUAACCCCAACACAAGAGCUCAGCCGCCUGCCUCCUCUGGAAAUCAGCAAACUACGGCACAUCUGGGACCAUGCUGCUGUUUGCCGCUGCUGUCGGAGUCUUCGCAAUUAUGUCUUGAGAAGGCACCUCUCUCUUAUUGCUGGUGAUGGUGGGCGCGACUCGCCGACUGCUCUAGAUGCAUUGUCUAUUAGCGUCGUAUUCCUUCCAUCCUUCCCGGACUUCACAGUGCCACGACUGUUACUCAAGGCUGGCGCAAAUACAAUCACAAAGGAGACGGCCUCCGAGCACGCACCAGAUGUGAAUAGCUUUCAUUCUACCACCCCGUCGUCGAGAGACGGGCUGCUAGUGCGAGAGGCGGGGUUGAGAAUCGACUUUGCGCAGAUCCGUCAAUGGGUUAGCGAGUGCCGCGUCUCCCACGGAGCAGAGUGCUCGCAAACUCAGCUCCCCAAUGACUGGGGUCUUUCUGACUUUAGUACGCAGAAUCUGGACUUCUACCUCAUUGAUGUGCAUCGAAUGUGCCUUGCCACAUCGCCUAUGAGCUCUGCCCCACCGUACGUGGCGCUGAGCUAUCGUUGGGGCGAUCCGCAGCUCUCAACGCAGUGCCGCCAGAGCAAUUUUGCGCUCAUGGCCGCGCCCGGUGGAUUGAUGAGCGAACAUGUCGUUCUGGCGCCUACGAUCCUAGACGCCAUCACCUUUACCAGAGAGGUGGGAUUCCGGUACCUUUGGGUGGAUGCGCUAUGCAUUGUCCAGGAUGACUAUGAACGGAAGCCAAUGUAUUUACAACUAAUGGGUACCGUGUAUGCAGAUGCGGUGCUUGUACUAGUAAUACUUGAGGGAAAUGCAGAUACAGGCAUCUCAGGAAUCGGGCAUGAUCGCCAAGUCCAGGAUAGUAUCGACCUUCCCACACGCAGCCUGAUUAAGAGCACUCCCCGCAUCUGCGGGAACGAAACAUUCAGUGGCAAGACUUGGGCUACGCGCGGCUGGACGUUUCAGGAAGGACUGUUUGCCAGCAAAAUCCUAAGCAUCCAUGAUUUUGCUUCAUGGCAUUGCCCAUGUGCGAAUUGGCUAGAGGAGGUAUUUCGACUACCGCAAGUCAAACCCAAAACAGACAACCAAAUAACAUCAACACGCGCUCAGACACAUCAGGCAGGGUCUUCCACAUUUCUCGACUUUCCCCGCGUCCCGCAAUAUAUGUCUCUGGCAGCGUACGCCGGCCUUGUCCGAUCGUACAACACUCGCUCGCUAACCAUGGACGAUGACGCUCUGAAUGCAAUAGCCGGUGUAACAGGCCGUCUGCACACUCUUUUCCCUUGUGGCUUCUUGCAAGGCGUUCCUGAAUUCUUUUUCGACGUGGCGCUUCUCUGGCAACCACGGUCUCCACUACGGCGUAGAGUGUGUGCACCUGAUGCGCCUCCGCUCUCGUCGUGGUCGUGGGCGGGUUGGCAUGGCGAUUUAGAUCUCAGCGCGUGGUCGGACAGUCAUCUUGUCUACAACGAGCCAUUAGUGGUACGUAACAACCGGAUUGUAGACUGGCAGAAGCUCAACUGCGUGAAGACCGAUGAUGGACAAGUGAAGCAAGAAUGGAAGUCCAUCCAGUUCACAUUUCACGCCCCCCGCGGACGGUUUGAGAAUUCAUCUGUCGUAGAGAUGCCGUGGGCAUGGCACGCUCACCCCAGCGAAGAAGCAAACGAAAAUACUUCGUAUUUCACAUAUGAUCCAGACGACCGAGAGAACCACAUGGCAGGGAUCAAAUUCCGCUUCCCGUUCCCACCGUUUGAGCGAUAUAGGAAUGUCGACCACGAUACUUCGUAUUCGCAUUUGUUGAAGGGAAAAGUGCAAGUCGCAUCUUUUAUAUUGGAUACACAAUCAGUGCUCAACGCUGCAUCCCCGCACGAUAGAGUAGUGGAGGAUGUGUAUCUCAUGAACGAAUCAGGUAACCGGGUAGGUUAUCUCCGACUGAACCUUUACGACGAGCAGCGGCCAGCGCAUGGUACGCAAUGCGAGCUUGUAGCGAUUUCAGAAGGUGUGGCGGAUGUUCGGCUCCAGUCAUAUGCAACUGACCAAGCUACCUUAACACCUCAAUUACGUGCGCUGAAUGAGAACACCGCAUUUGAUUAUUAUGAAUUUUUACACGUACUGUGGAUUGAGUGGAAGGGAGAUAUCGCGUAUCGACGCGCUUUGGGGCAAGUCGAGAAGCUGUUUUGGGAGAGAGAUUGUGCGGGGGAGAUUGAAAUCAUUUUAGGUUGAUAUUGAUAGUGUAUGUUGAGGGUCAGGUUCAGCUGUCAUGAGUCUUUACUGUAAUGACGCUUAAACUAAUUGCGAAGGCUGGUGUUAUUCUCCUGGUUUUCUAAUUAUAGGAUCGUAACAUUUUACGUCGAAAGCGAGUAGGUUCAAGAUAGAAUGGCUUCUUCACGCAUGAGAACGGGAUAUCCAACCAGCAGGCGUUAGAACAGAUACCAUAUUUUGACCUAAAUUCGCAUUUAUUAUACCAGACUCAGAACUCUCAAG